AUGGAGGAGGAGGCUGCGAGGAAGAGGAAGAUGCCUUGGGCCCCCCAGGCAGGCCCCGAGCUGAGGAUGGAGAGCCCGGAGGACAAAUCCCCCCGUGAGACCCUGGUGGGAGAGGCCGUUUUGAAGGGCUCCACGGUGCAGGAAGGCAGCGGGGAGGAAAAGGCCCAGAGAUCCCCCCACAGGAGGGGCUCCAAAGCCAGCCCAGGGUGCUCUGAGGAGGAAAGACCCAGCCUGUGCCGGGAAAGCGGCUGGAGCUUGAGGGGGAGCUCUGACCUGGUGGUCCCUGAGCAGCCUCCCAGCAGGCAGAAGCCCUUCAGGUGCUUGGAAUGUGGGAAGAGCUUCAGGAAGAGCCCCGACCUGCUCCGACACCAGCACAUCCACACUGGGGAACGGCCCUACAGGUGUGGAGAAUGUGGGAAGAGCUUCAGGACCAACUCCAACCUGAUCCGGCACCGUCGCAUCCACACUGGGGAACGGCCCUAUUCGUGUGACGAAUGUGGGAAGAGCUUCAGGCAGAGCUCCCACCUGAUCCAACACCAGCAAAUCCACACUGGGAAACAGCCCUACAUAUGUGGGGAAUGUGGCAAGAGCUUCAACCAAAACUCCAAGCUGAUCCGACACCAGCUCAUCCACACUGGGGAACGUCCCUACACGUGUGGGGAAUGUGGGAAGAGCUUCAGGGACAGCUCCACCCUCCGCACCCACCAGUACAUCCACACUGGGGAACGUCCCUACAUGUGUGGGGAAUGUGGGAAGAGCUUCAGGGACAGCUCCACCCUCCGCACCCACCAGUACCUACACACUGGGGAACGGCCCUAUACAUGCGGGCAAUGUGAGAAGAGCUUCACGAAGAGCUCCCACCUCCUCAUCCACCAGCGCAUCCACACUGGGGAACGUCCCUACAAGUGCUUGGAAUGUGGGAAGACGUUUCAGCAAAGCGCACAUCUCCUCCUGCAUGAGCGGACACACACGGAUGAGAGGCCCUUCCGCUGCACCGACUGCGGGAAGGGCUUCAAGCACAACUCCACCCUCGUCAGGCACCGGCGCAUCCACACCGGGGAAUGGCUCUACAAGUGCUUGGAAUGUGAGAAGGGCUUCAGAGACAGCUCCACCCUCCGCUCCCACAAGCGCAUCCACACUGGGGAACGGCUCUACAAGUGCUUGGAAUGUGGGAAGAGGUUUCAGCGCAGCUCAACUCUCCUGAGGCAUGAGCAGACACACACAGAUGAGAGGCCCUUCCGCUGCACCGAUUGCGGGAAGGGCUUCAAGCACAACUCCACCCUCGUCAGGCACCGGUGCAUCCACACCGGGGAGAGGCCCUACAAGUGUGGGGAGUGUGGGAAGAACUUCCUCAGGAGCUUUAACUUGACCUCACACCAACAGACCCACAAGUAA
Molecule: messenger RNA, 1395 nt
Organism: Neopelma chrysocephalum (saffron-crested tyrant-manakin)
Lineage: Eukaryota; Metazoa; Chordata; Aves; Passeriformes; Pipridae
Product: zinc finger protein 501-like
Exons: 3
Coding region: 1-1395 (464 amino acids)
Biological process (GO): regulation of transcription by RNA polymerase II
Molecular function (GO): RNA polymerase II cis-regulatory region sequence-specific DNA binding; DNA-binding transcription factor activity, RNA polymerase II-specific
Source: RefSeq, a predicted model, not a curated record